GCGGUGCAGAGAACACCCAACGUGUCAUUCAAUCGGCGCUGAGCGCUCAAGAUCUCUAGUAACUCCUCGCAGUGGACCGGUUCGAUCAGACUAUCACAGCCUACCGCUGCUUACAUUUAAAUCCCCGGCAAUGGACAACAUUAAAGACGGGUGGUUCACCGAAACAUGCACUUUGUGGCCUGGUCAAGCGAUGAGUCUUCAGGUGGAGGAAGUGUUGUAUCACAAAAAAUCCAAAUUCCAGGAUGUAAUGGUUUUUAAAAGUAAAACCUAUGGAAAUGUGCUGGUUUUGGAUGGAGUCAUCCAGUGCACAGAACGAGAUGAAUUUUCUUAUCAAGAAAUGAUUGCCAAUCUACCUCUCUGCUGCCAUCCUUGCCCAAAGAAGGUUCUCAUCAUUGGUGGAGGAGACGGUGGUGUCCUGAGGGAGGUUGUCAAGCAUCCACUGGUGGAAUCUGUUGUUCAGUGUGAAAUUGAUGAGGAUGUAAUAAAUGUCUCCAAGAAAUACCUCCCUGGAAUGGCAAAAGGCUUCUUCAGCCCCAAACUCACUCUGCAUGUGGGUGAUGGCUUUGAAUUUAUGAAAAAGAAUCAGGAUGCUUUUGAUGUCAUCAUCACAGACUCAUCAGACCCUGUCGGUCCAGCUGAAAGCUUGUUCAAAGAGUCUUACUAUCAACUCAUGAAAACGGCACUUUGUGAGGGAGGAAUUCUCUGUUGUCAAGGAGAGUGUCAGUGGUUGCAUUUGGAGCUAAUCAAGGAAAUGCGGACCUUCUGUAAGACCCUCUUUCCUGUAGUAGACUAUGCAUACUGCACCAUUCCAACAUAUCCAAGUGGACAAAUCGGCUUCAUGCUUUGCAGUAAAAAUCCAAAAACAAAUUUCCGUGAGCCAUUACGAGAACUACAAAGAGAUGAAAUCGAGAGCAUGAACCUCAAAUAUUACAAUCCUGAAAUCCACCGCGCUGCAUUCAUCCUCCCAGAAUUUGCCAGAAAGGUACUAAGUGAAGCGUAAAUGGCUUCAUGGGUGCCACCUUGUCAACACACUGCCUUCUGUGAAAGCAGAACAAAAUCCUCACCACAGCUGCAGUAGCUCCCACACCUCAUCCCUCUCCGGCUUUUAAUUGGUUAAUGGACGAGUGCAAAUGCCUUCUGUAGGGAAAUUCUGUUUAUCUGUCCAGUUCCAUCAGUGCUUCUGUCAAGUCUUAUGAGUUGUUUUUUCGUUUCCUUCUACAAUUCCACUUCCCACAUCAAACUUUCAGAACUGUACAAACAGACAAUCAUGCAUGUUGUGUGACCGAUUCCACAGUCUUUCUUUUACUCGUGUUGAGUAUGAAACAAGAGUGCAAUGCUAUAACUGUCUUGUUUGGUGUUACUUAAUUAAAUAAGCAUGCAGGUACUUUAAAUAAACUGCAUAUCUUCUUUAUAAACCCUUUACAAAAAGACUUCAGGUCAAUAACAAUUCAAUUUUAGAUUUUCUUAUCAUGCUGUAUUGGGUCAGUUUAUCAACAGUUCACUGUCAAACAUAAGGAAAAUCUAUUCAGUUUUGCUAUAAUUUCUAAAAUGGUUACUCUAAAGUCUACACAGAAAAUGCUUACAGUAACUAGAAAAACUGGAAGCUAUUUUCUGCAGUUUAUAUGUAACAUGAAUGGUUUGUGUUUUCCUUCUUAGCCUUUGAAGAUGGCAUAUGGGCUCUCUGUGGGUGACGUGCUCUGGCUCUUAUGAACAAGUCUCAUUACAUGAGGUUUUUUUUGUAGUGCUAAUAGUGUUUGGUAUGCAGCCUUUUUGAGUGAUAUGCUACAAUGUAUUGCAAAUGCACGAUCAUGUUGGACUCUGUAUGAUGGAACGAUUUUGAUGUGUCAUCAUUAGAAAAACUGUAAGACUCAAACACUGAGACAUUGCUCAAAAUAUAAUUAUGGAGGUAUAAUUUACGACAAAAUAGCAGUGUAUUUAAUGGAUAGCUAAAGAUCUUUUAAGGAUAGUUGCAUAGGACUAGAACUAUUUUGUACUCUUGUCAAGUUUAAUAGUAUGGAAGAGGGUUUACCUGUACUUUUACCAUUUAAUGUUUAUGAUGUAAAUUUCAUUUUGUGAAUUUCUUAAGUUGUUUUGAAAUAAAAAUUAUGUUAUCACAA
Cyprinus carpio (common carp) is the source of this 2117-nucleotide messenger RNA. RefSeq names its product spermidine synthase. The coding region runs from base 131 to 1000 and encodes 289 amino acids. Gene Ontology annotation, cellular component: cytosol. Lineage: Eukaryota; Metazoa; Chordata; Actinopteri; Cypriniformes; Cyprinidae. Gene Ontology annotation, biological process: spermidine biosynthetic process. The transcript has 8 exons. The record is from RefSeq and is a predicted model, not a curated record. Gene Ontology annotation, molecular function: spermidine synthase activity.